AUGGCCGACAUCCAGAACUUCCAGACCUUCGACGCCUUUGCUGAUGCCAAGGAUGACUCUAGUAUCGGCGGAGGGAAAGUGCACGUGCGAGUGCAGCAGCGAAACGGUCGCAAAUGUCUAACGACGGUGCAGGGACUAGCUGAUGAUUUGGACGUGAAGCGCAUCCUGAAGGCAUUUAAGAAGAAUUUUAGCUGCAAUGGUGCUAUCGUAAAGGACGACGAGCUAGGCGAGAUUAUCCAGCUCUCAGGCGACCAGCGGACUAACAUCCGCGAGUUUCUGUUGGACCAGGAGAUUUGUACGGACGCCCAAGUGGUACUGCACGGUUUCUAA
This is a messenger RNA of Peronospora belbahrii, 330 nucleotides long. NCBI's taxonomy places the organism in Eukaryota, Oomycota, Peronosporomycetes, Peronosporales, Peronosporaceae. The record is from the annotation of a GenBank genome assembly.